AUGGUAGUUCUUUACGCCGUCCACAAGUAUGCUUUCGCAACAUGUGUAUUCUUCUGCUACAUUGUCAUCGUAAUAGCCACGUUUGCUCUUUUCGUUCUGUUUUACUCGGAUACGACGGACGGCUUCACAGCUCACAGCAUACUUGUGUACGCUGUAAAGAACUACCAUAUCAAUCGAAAUCUUGCAGAAAUUGUAGACUCACUGCAAGAAAAUUUGAAAUGUUGUGGUGUAUCGUCAACGGCUCAAGGCUAUCGGGAUUGGAAUCUGAGUUAUCAGUUCAAUUGCAGUGCAUCAAAUCCGCAACCGGAGAAAUGCAGCGUACCAUUCUCAUGUUGCCGAAAAUCCGUGAUUUCAGAAGCGGCUGGCUCGUCUGAUUCUCUACUGCCUGCCAUGCGUUCGUUAGAAUGCUGGCAAAAUACGUUGAAUAAACGACCACAAGAUCUCGAACAUGAUAUUUACACUCGCGGUUGUCUCCAACCUCUCCGAAAUGUUUUUGAGUCAAACGCCACUCAUAUUGCGUUCGCAGUCACGGUCAUAGUUGUUCCAGUGUGCAUAUCCAUUUGUCUCACGAAUGUGCUGGCAAGGCAAAUCAAUCACCAACGAAUUUUACUGGAAAGAGAAGCAAGACGCAAAGAGCGGCAGCAGAAACGCGAAUGCCGUCGUGGAAGAACUCGAACCAAUGGUCGACACAAGGACGGAAAAACCUCCGAUUAUGAACCAAAAGAGGCGAUAGACUCAUCAAAGGGCUCAUUGGUUGCUUCAUCCAAACUGCCAGUGGAGCAGUCGACGAAAUUGGAACCACAGCAAUAG
This is a messenger RNA of Ostertagia ostertagi, 810 nucleotides long. The record is from the annotation of a GenBank genome assembly. Lineage: Eukaryota; Metazoa; Nematoda; Chromadorea; Rhabditida; Trichostrongylidae.